AUGUCACAAGAGGACGACGAAACAACUUCAUUGAUAUCAAGACGCCCAUCCCAUUCAUUUUUGGAUACCCCGAUCGGGUCAUUCAAGGGACCAAACUCAUUACAUAAUUUUGCCAACUCAUUCACAAGAGCUCAAUCUUUUGCUGCCAAUAAGAUCGACAAUUCUAUCAAUAAGAAAAGAUCUUUUUUCAUUUCUCCUUCAUAUACCGGAGAUCAACGUCAUAAUGGAGGAGUAAUUGAAGAUGAUGAACCAGACCAAAAUUUUGAUCCAGAUUUAAUGGUCCCGUCAUACCGAGGUGAGAGAUUAAGUACUGUCAUGCAUGAUAUUCAAAAUAAAAAUCAAUUAUUUAUGAGUGGGGGAAAUAAUUUAGAUCUGACGAUGCAUCCAAAUAAUGACGUAUUCUACCACGAUGAUGUGGUUAAUGCAUUGAAUGAAUCAAGAUCAAGACAAAACUCAGCAUUUGGAUCAAGCUCACAAUUUAAACAUAGAUUAUACGCGGCUCCUUCAUUUUCUAGUUUCAGAUCAUCCAUUUCUGCAGCUACAACACCUUCUAUAUUCCAAGUGAGAAAAGUAGAAGAUGAAGAUGGGAACGUGGUGACUGUUUUGGCAGGUCAAUCAACAGCACCACAAACUAUUUUCAAUUCUGUCAAUGUGUUAAUCGGUGUCGGAUUGUUGGCAUUACCCGUGGGUAUAAUGAAGGCAGGUUGGGUGUAUGGUAUCCCAAUUUUACUUAUUUGUGGUUUAACUACAUAUUGGACCGCAACGUUGUUAUCGAAAUCCAUGGAUACUGAUGAAACUAUUAUGACUUAUGCUGAUUUGGGUUACGUCUCAUAUGGUCCAGUAGCAAAAGCUAUUAUUUGCUUACUUUUCACGGUUGAUUUAUUAGGUGCCGGGGUGGCAUUGGUGGUUUUAUUCAGUGAUUCAUUAUAUGCAUUGUUGGGAGAUGAAGAAGUUUGGACCAGUACAAGGUUUAAGAUUUUAAGUUUCUUUGUUUUAACUCCGUUUACGUUUAUGCCCUUACCUGUAUUGUCUAUUUUCUCAUUGUUAGGGAUCCUUUCGACCAUUUCAAUUACCAUUUUGGUUAUGGUAUGUGGGUUCCUUAAACCAAAUGCUCCUGGAUCUUUAUUAGAUGUCAUGCCUACUAAUUUAUACCCUAAAUCCUUUAUUGACCUUUUGUUAGCUAUUGGUAUUUUGAUGGCACCAUUUGGAGGACAUGCCAUUUUCCCAAAUUUGAAAACUGAUAUGAGACAUCCAUAUAAAUUCACCAAGACCCUUGGUACUACAUAUGCAAUCACUUUAAUUACUGACACAUCGAUGGGUGUUUUAGGGUUUUUAAUGUUUGGCCAGAAAUGCAGCAAUGAAAUUACCGAUACUUUAUUAAAAACCUCAGGAUAUCCACUCUGGUGUUAUCCAUUAAUUAGUGGGUUGAUUUGUAUGAUCCCAUUAGCUAAAACCCCAUUGAAUGCUAAACCAAUUAUCUCAACUUUGGAUGUUUUAUUUGGUGUUUCAACCAUCAGUGCUAGCAAAUUCAGAGAAACUAUCAAUACCCUUGGUAGAUUGAUUAUCAGAAUAGGAGUCAAUGCUGUUUUUGUCAUUUUGGCUAUUUUAUUCCCUGAGUUUGACAAAAUCAUUGGUAUGCUUGGUGCUUCUAUCUGUUUUAUCAUUUGUAUUAUUUUACCAUGUUUGUUUUACAUUAAAUUAUGUGGAUCCAAAAUUCGUGGUUUUGAGAAAUUCACAGUAAUUUUUGCAAUCAUUGUUUCUAUCAUAUUAGCAGUUCUGGCCACCUGGGCUGUUAUAUUUGAUUAA
This is a messenger RNA of Candida tropicalis MYA-3404, 1806 nucleotides long. RefSeq lists its product as uncharacterized. The record is from RefSeq and is a predicted model, not a curated record. Gene Ontology annotation, molecular function: amino acid transmembrane transporter activity. NCBI's taxonomy places the organism in Eukaryota, Fungi, Ascomycota, Pichiomycetes, Serinales, Debaryomycetaceae. Gene Ontology annotation, cellular component: vacuolar membrane. The coding region runs from base 1 to 1806 and encodes 601 amino acids. Gene Ontology annotation, biological process: amino acid transmembrane transport. The transcript has a single exon.